AUGCCUCCCAUUUCUUCUCACAAACAUUAUCGUUUUAUCUCAGAUUCAUCACUACCCACCACUGAAUGCAAGCUGCACUUGCAGCUAUGGCUGCUCACUCUAUCCUCUUCUCUUCUCCCGCCGCCUCUAACUCCCUCCUUUUCCCCAUCUCAAACCCUAACACUAUCUCACUUCAAUCUUCUUUCCAUGGUGUCUCCCUUAAACCCUCAAUCGCCCGUCAAUCCAUGAUACUCUCCGCCACCGCUCCUAAACCCCUUACUGUCGUUGCCGCCGUCAAGAAAGCCGUCGCCGUCCUCAAGGGCACCUCCAGUGUCGAAGGCGUUGUUACUCUCACUCAAGAAGACAGCGGUCCAACAACUGUCAAUGUCAAAAUUACUGGAUUGACUCCAGGACCCCAUGGAUUUCAUCUACAUGAGUUUGGUGAUACCACAAAUGGGUGUAUAUCAACAGGACCACAUUUCAACCCUAAUGGGCAUACACAUGGUGCUCCUGAAGAUAAAAUCCGUCAUGCGGGUGACCUGGGAAACAUAAUUGCCAAUGCCGAUGGUGUGGCUGAAGCUACAAUUGUAGAUGAUCAGAUACCAUUGACUGGUCCUAAUGCUGUAGUUGGAAGAGCAUUAGUGGUUCAUGAACUUGCAGAUGAUCUUGGAAAGGGUGGUCAUGAACUUAGCCUCUCUACUGGAAAUGCAGGUGGAAGACUUGCUUGUGGUGUGGUUGGAUUGACACCAAUAUGAAGUUGUGCUGAACCCAUUAAGCCGCAUAGAGGUUAAUGCUUUUUUGCAUUUUAAGAACCAAAGUUGAACUAUUCUCAUAUUGUAUUUAGCCAAUAAUCAAUGAGGCUUUUGUAAACACUUGGUGAAACAUGUAAAACAAUAUCUUGCUCUUUGAAUUACUUGUGAGUUUGAUUAUCGUAUCA
This is a messenger RNA of Lactuca sativa (garden lettuce), 916 nucleotides long. RefSeq names its product copper/zinc superoxide dismutase 2 (gene CSD2). Gene Ontology annotation, biological process: superoxide metabolic process. The record is from RefSeq and is a predicted model, not a curated record. Gene Ontology annotation, molecular function: copper ion binding. NCBI's taxonomy places the organism in Eukaryota, Viridiplantae, Streptophyta, Magnoliopsida, Asterales, Asteraceae.